CAAAAUCAUGGAAGGCAUUUGAGUAAUUGCGCACCUCGCAGCGCUUCCAGCCUUUUCAUUUUUCAGUGCAGAUAGCUACAUAUAUAUAUCCACUCGUCCGUUGAGACGAGAGCAUACUCGUAACGUCUUUUUCACAUUUCUGUCUUUCUCUCAUUCACGUUGUUGCCGGAUUAUACCUUUCCGAUGGCAGAGAAAAGCAAGAUUCUGGUGAUCGGAGGCACGGGGUACAUCGGUAAGUUCAUAGUGGAAGCAAGUGCAAAAGCCGGUCACCCUACGUUUGUUCUGGUUAGAGAAGCCACCCUCUCGAACCCUGCCAAAUCCAACACCGUCGACACUUUCAAAACCUUAGGAGUCAAUUUCCUUCACGGCGAUUUGUACGAUCAUGAGAGCUUGGUAAAGGCGAUAAAGCAGGUGGACGUGGUGAUAUCCACAGUUGGUCACGCCCAGCUAGUUGAUCAAGACAAGAUCAUCGCUGCCAUUAAAGAAGCUGGCAAUGUUAAGAGAUUUUUUCCUUCGGAAUUCGGGAAUGACGUGGACCGUGUGCAUGCGGUGGAGCCGGCGAAAACAGUCUUUGCUACCAAGGCUAAAAUCCGACGAGCCGUCGAAGCUCAAGGAAUACCCUACACCUACGUGUCGUCGAAUUUUUUCGCCGGAUAUUUCCUUCCCAGUUUGUCAAAACCUGCAGCACCCCCAAGAGAUGAAGUCAUCAUUUCAGGGGAUGGAAAUGCCAAAGCUGUUUUCAACAAGGAAGAUGAUAUAGGCACGUUUACUAUCAAAGCUGUGGAUGAUCCCAGAACCCUGAACAAAAUCCUCUACAUUAGACCCCCUCUCAACACGUAUUCAUUCAAUGAUCUUGUCUCCUUGUGGGAAAAGAAGAUUGGCAGAACCCUUGAGAGGAGCUAUGUUUCAGAAGAACAACUGCUGAAAAACAUUCAAGAAGCUGCCUUUCCGCUGAAUGUGGUAUUGUCAAUCGGACACUCUGUUUUCGUCAAAGGAGAUCACACCAACUUUGAAAUUGAACCUUCAUUUGGAGUUGAGGCUUCGGAGCUGUACCCGGAUGUCAAGUAUACUACCGUUGAAGAGUAUCUUGAUCAGUUUGUCUGAUCCUCCUGCAUUGACGUACAUCGUCGGAAUAAAAAAGUAGCUAGUGUUCCUUCUGCUUGUGCUAUGCUGGCAGACUAUGUAAGUUGGUAGCCAAGUUAGGAUGUGUGUUAGUGAGUGCUGGACUUACAGUUUGCUAAGAAUCAAACUUAAGAAAAUAAUCAACUGCGUGUGAAGGAAUUAUCUAUUGCCUUCGCAUCUACCUUCA
This is a messenger RNA of Theobroma umbraticum, 1309 nucleotides long. RefSeq names its product phenylcoumaran benzylic ether reductase POP1. Gene Ontology annotation, molecular function: oxidoreductase activity. NCBI's taxonomy places the organism in Eukaryota, Viridiplantae, Streptophyta, Magnoliopsida, Malvales, Malvaceae. The record is from RefSeq and is a predicted model, not a curated record.